AUGGAGAGACGUGCGGACGAGGGCCGACUUCGAGCAGCCGCGUCUCAAGACCAAGGAACUUCACCUUCGUGGGAGCAGUUCGUGAGAGAGUCAUUAGUGCAGGCGGCUUGGCCUGUGGCGUUGGUCGCCCCACCCCGCCGAGCACUAACUGUAGACCACCAAUCAUCGGCUAGCGAGCUCAUCUCAAGACGGGGCGUAUUCUCCAGGAGACAAUAUGGAUCUGUCGAACAACUGUCAGCGUCCGGCGACCCGGGAGCCUUGGAUGCGGUGGCGCGCCGCUAUCGCCUCGAAAAUGGCAACUCGCUGGGGGAAAAGGAUGAGUUAUUCGGACCCCCGAGCGCGCCUGUACUCGAAAAUCCAGAGUUUCAAACGCGAUGGUACUUCAAAUAUUUCCUCGGGAAAAUGCAUCAGAACUACAUCGGAGUUGAUGGAUCUAGAGAGCCGUACCUGCUAAGUGUAGUGCAAGAGGGUGGAGCGGGACUUUUAAGAGCCAUCCUCUUCAAUAAAAUGGGUGCCCAUAAGAUAUAUUUACCACCAAGCGCUUGGAACAGUGGAGGAGGGCAAGCUCCAACAAGACCAACAGUCAAGCAAAUUUUAGGACAAUUUCCAUCAAUGGAACGGGUUGAUAAGGUCCCAAGAGAGAUAACAUGUGCCGAAUUACAAAAAGAUGUGCUACUACUUGAAGAACAGGAAGGGUCUGUUAAUUUUAAGAUAGGGGUAAUGCUUAUGAAACCUGGCCAAAAGACUGACGAUGAAAUGCUUUCCAACGAGAAAGGCGACGAGAAGUGGGACAGAUUUAUUUCACUUUUGGGAGAUAAAAUUCGAUUACGAGGCUGGAACCGUUUUCGAGGGGGACUAGACGUCAAAGAUCACGAAGGUCGAAGUUUAUUUAGGAGCUCGGCUUUGCAUACAACUCCAACUAGAAUUUUGGAGAGGAAACGGCACAUCGGCAACGACAUCGUCAACAUAGUGUUCACAGACGACUCUGUGCACAAUACUUUUAAUCCGCAGUGCGUCAAAAGCCAUUUCACACAUAUAUUCGCAGUCGUUUCAGAGGUGGAGGAAGGAUAUAAACUUAGCGUAUACAGUGACGAUACAGUGCCACCAUUUGGUCCUUCAUUACCUUGUCCACCAAUAUUCAACGACCCCCAAUUAUUUAGAGAGUUUCUAUUGGUAAAAUUAAUGAACGGAGAGAAAGCGGCCUUCCAAACCCCUACAUUUGCAUUGAAACGACAACGAACCUUGGACACGCUGAUAAGGGACAUCUACGCGGAACACUGCUCGGACCAUAAGGUGCCCAUGCUAUCACGGCGAGCGCUAUCAGACGUAUGGUCGGGCGGCGCAGGCGCAGGUGGUGCGGGCGCUGCACGGACAGAACAUUUCUUGCAUGUGGGACAGGCGCUCAAACUUGAUGCUGUACUGCGAGGCGAUGCUCCCACUAGUCUUGUUUCAUCAGGAUGCGGUGGUUCCCGACGAGCCCCUUGGGAAGGUAAAGUGUGGCGCGCUGCACCACUGCCUGCCACGCCGGUCUGUGCGGAACAACUCGCUGAGGGACGCCUUUUGUUAUCUACGACGUCUAAUACAUACAUUUUAGAAGAAAGCGGAACCACCCGCGUAGUGUUAAGAUGGGAAGGCUGCGUCCGCGCAGCUCGGGUGAGUGAGCGAGCUGGACUGUUCCGUGUUGGUGCUCGAGUAGUUGCUGGCGGAGGGUCCACGACAGGUGGCGCUGGUGGCGCGGGCUUGUACGCGCUUCCCGUACAGGAGCUCUGUGCAGGCGCAUGGGCCAUGCGACCACUACAGGACUGCAAGCACGCUCGGCUUCCAAGGACUAAGACUGCUCAUUAUUUUGAUCUACUGGAAACUGGCGAAGGAGGCAAAACAACAUUAGCGGUAGCGAUCGGUAGGAGGGUAAUGCUUAUGAUUGAAGAAUCAAAGACUGACAACGAGAUGGGUUUUGAAUAUACACAUAUCAAAGAUAUCCAACUAAGCGAAUCGCCCAUACUGAUCAAGCUUAUGGAUGGAGAAGUAGGAAUAAUGGUAGUUGGAUACAAGCAUCAUUGGGAAGUUUUAGAAUCCGGGACUGGCCAGGCAGUGAAACGAGCAGAAAACUCUGAAGAUAGUGGACCUCGUCGUGUGUGCGCUUUCCCCUAUAUUAUGGCAUUUGCCGAAGAUUUAUUAGAGAUACGACUAGUUGCUAAUGGAUCCUUAGUACACGCAGCCUGCAUACCUGGACUGAAAUUGUUAUGCGGGCGAAGAGAUAUAUUCUAUGUGGCAUGCGCACCGGAAUACGUGCCUUUAAGUCGCGAGAUAGACCCUUGUCUCAGCUUACACGACGAGCUUGUCAGACAGAUGAGCAAACAAUGUGGACCUUAUUCUCUUGAUGAAGAUGACAAUCACGACAGAGGAGACCCCUACAGCAUGAACCGUACUACUACCGCACCUUCGGAAAAUAACUCUGCGUCAAGCAGGAGCAGUUCUAUUUCUUCAGAACAGGAAAAUAUUAGACCACCGUUGACACGAAUGGCGCCAAUCUCACCACCAACUUCUCCCCAAGUGCUCCCAGAAAACAGCGGAAGGUGUGUGAGAAUCUACAAGAUCCCGCAGAGUAACCUGAGCGCAGGAGCAUACCAAAGACAGUCCGUAUCCGCCGACCAAGUGGUCACUUCAUACUUUUCUGACAGGCCAAAUAGCAUUAGGCAGAGGCUAGCAGAACUGAGACUAGACAGCAAAUCAAGAGGCGGAGGUGACGACGAAACUUUAUAAGUGAUAUGUAGACAACCACUAACUUCGUAGCUUGUUAUCGAAUACGGAACCAGGUGCACAAUUUUAAUGAGUAGCUAGAUAUACAACUGUAGGUACCUAUAGGUAUUGAGUGUUGGAAAGUUACUGACACACGACAAAACUUUCCGAAUCGCACGGAACAUUCUAGAGAACUUAGUUCAAGCGUGUGUCGUGUCAAGCAAACUUAAAUGUCUAGAUUAAUGUUUAAUGAAGAUUGUUUUAAUUCAAGUAGAAACGUUACAUGUAUGUAGAAAUAGUACGAGUAGAUACAUUUGAAUGCAAAGAUGUGAUAUAAUAAAUAUGGGUGAUGUGUAGUGAACAGAAAUAUAUUUCGUAGAGCAUAAUACGAACAAAUAAAUUAUGAAGCUAUUUUACAUUGACAAAUAUUCUAUGAUUGUUGCAAAAUUGGAGAUUUAUUAAAUAAAAAGAAAAAAUAUAUAACAAUAGAUGUAUAUUUAUCUUUUCUGCUAUUGAAAUAAGAAAAUUAAGAAUAAUUUAAAUGUCUAUAUACCUUAAUUGCUCUGCACAAAAUAUAUGCUCAAUAUAAGGAACAUACUGUAAAAACAAAAUUAUAUUAAAAAUAACAGUUACGAUGUAGUCGUUCAAUGUUAAAGUAAUUUAUUGGAUAAGGAAUUUUAUGAAUUAGCAACAUUUUUACGAAAAUAUACAAUGUACAGUGUAACUACAGAAUGAAUUCAAAUAAAUAAUUAAUAAUAAAUAAUUUAAAUGAAUCUCAUAUUAAAUGUAAUAUUCUAGUCACUUGACUUCAACAUGUAAGACAAAAAAGUGAUGUAAAAUAGUUCUCUUUAGGAUUAAACGUAUUAUGAUGAAAUGAUUAUAAAUAUUAUCUUUCUAAAGUCUGUUUGACACCAGAAAAGAAGUGCCAUCCAACUAUUUGGUUAUCUUUCUAGACUUAAUAGUAUAAAAACUGUAAUAUUUUGCGAUGCAAGAGAAUUGAAAUCUUAUUUAAGUGUUAAUACAGAUUAUCUUCAAUGUACAUAGAGUUGUAAUAGUAGUGUAACAUUUCAGAUGUAUUCAUUAAAGUUACAAAUUUACUUGUAUUGCAGAAAGUCUAGUAGUGUAUUGAAUGUUUCAAUGUCGUGCGAAAUUGUAUAUUACUAACCAAAGAAAAGAACCAAACUGAUAGAGAUAAGAUUUAAAUAAUAAGAAUUAUGAAUGCUGACAGCACUUGAGAUUUAAAACUAUGUGUGUACUGUACAUUAUGUAGUCAUAAAGUUUUGUCCAAUUGAAAAUGAAAUAUUGUGUAACUGAUGUCUCUUAGGAGUUAAGCUUUUCGAUAGUGUAGUACUAAUCUAUUCGGAUCCUUCUUUCGUUUCUUUAUUAAAUUAUAAAUGUUAAAGGUAUGUGUCCCAAUAAUGUAUGUUGAAAUAUUAGUGUAAAUAACUUAUCACAUAAGAUUGUACGUUUUUAUAAUAUUUCUUGGUUUUUAAAUAACUACACUGUGUAUUGUUCCCAUAUAAUAUAGGAAAGUUUCAAAACAUAAUAAUAUUUAUCACAUAAAGUGGCAUUGUCUUAAGCAGAAUUGUAAUUGGUGUAUAAUAUAAAUAUUUUUAUUACCAUUUCCAAACUUAUGGAGUACAAUUUUUUGUCUGUGAGAGAUAUUCGAAAUACCUCGGAAAGAAUAAAUAUAUAAUGAUGUUAUAGUAGUUCACGGAGUUUAUUGAAAAAUCUAUAUUUUAAAUAAAAGAGCGUAUGAAAACCGCAUGCAUAUUAAUGAUAAACAAAGACAUUUUUGAUGCAUUUUGGUAUGAAAAUGCAUGCGUGUAAUAUGUAUGUAUAAUUAUCUACGUUGAAAUGCACAUAAUUGUAGUCUCAGUAUUAGAUAGUGUAACGAUGUACUUUUACUAAUAUGCAUGUGGCAUAAUUAUCCUAAAUCAUGUUUCAACGAAAUGUGAUAAUUGCGUGAAACAAAAUAAUAGCACAUUAUAUGAAAUUAAAAUUUAUUGUUUGUAUCAUACAUAUAUGUAGACAAAUUAAUGUAUAUUACUAUAAUACUUCAUAAUAAACCCGAGAUACUGAACAAAUAUAAGUGUAAUGUAAUAAACAAAAGGUUCCAGUAACAAAUAUACCUACUUAUAUAAUGUAGGGUUUUACUCUGUUAUUUUCUCUGAGGUUUAAAAUAAAUGUCUGUUCAGAACAAAGCGUACCUUAUUUGCAUGUCAAACAUACCUAACAUUAGAGCUAAGUAAGUCAACUACUUAAAAAUCUAAUCCAAAUUAAUACAUAUAACAAUAUUGUACAAUUUUCUUAACUUUAAAAACUAAUAACAAUUCAAUUGAUUAGAAAUACCUACCUAUAAAAACUUAGGCUGCUGUUUCAAAGCAGUUAUGUCUAAGAAUCGAGGCAUCUCACCAGGAGAAGCAGACUUCGAAGGUGGUGGUAUACCUGAAACAAACAAUGAUAGCAUCAUUAUGAUAGAAUCCUUUUUAAUCUGAAAUUAGCCGCCGACGUCCUGCCCGUCCUGGUCGCUUCACGAUAUAUUUGCG
Molecule: messenger RNA, 5288 nt
Organism: Spodoptera littoralis (African cotton leafworm)
Lineage: Eukaryota; Metazoa; Arthropoda; Insecta; Lepidoptera; Noctuidae
Source: the annotation of a GenBank genome assembly